UAAUUGGGUUGGUCGUCAUGUCACUUCCACUGAUUCUGAGCCCCCAAGUUUUGGGGCUCGCGACAGACGGUUUGAGCAAUCUUCAAAAUAUUGCAGGCAAGCUCAGCUUCAUUCAGAGGGAAGGAAAUGUGACUUAUCUGCGGGACAAGGAGCUGGCCACGGAAGUUCCAACCGAGACAAAGUUUGAACUGUUCGAUCCAAGGAACACUUUACGCACUGCCAGAUUCAACUAUACCUGGGACUUCGGCAACGGAGAGGUGCGGAAGGGAUCGGAGCCGUCUGUGCACUAUAACUACUCAUCCCCUGGAAACUACACUCUGCGGCUGAGAGUUGGGGCCCAAGUGAACAAAACCUCUACUCCACUAACUGGGGUAUACACCAUGGACGUUACAGUUUUGGACGCCAUCAGAAAUAUUGAGUUGAGCCCUUUGAGUUUCGAGGUUUCCAGAAACAACAGUCUGGUUGUUCAUGUGGAUGGAAGUCCUCCCAUGUGGGUCUGUUGGAGGUUCCUACAGAACUGUGUAUCAGCAACCCCUACAGGCUGUCACCUGACCAUGCUGUAUGAGAACACCAUGACACUGAAUCACACCUUCACAGCUUUAGGAGUCCACUGUCUGGACAUCAGCGCCCGCAACAACAUCAGCAAACUGCAGACCUCCUACAACAUCUUUGUGAGGAGAGAUCCCCCCAUUAACCUGCUCUUCACCCUGACAUGUACUGGGAUCAUCUUGGUAAUACUCGCCUUCAUCACUGUUAUAGCCUGUCGCACUAAGAAUGGACACAACAACAAACCACAGAUGUCUAAGUCCAGUAACGCCACUUUGAACUCCAGUUUGAACAUGGAACUGCAGCCACAACAGGACAUCCCUGAUAUCAGUAGUGAUCUCUAUGUGUCCAGGCCAAAGAACGAAGAGGUCCAACCCCUUCUACAGCACGGGACCAGAUCUGUCGCCAAAUCCUACCGCAACUAGUCUUCUAGUUCUUCUACUUCUAUACACUUUGAUUUGAGCUUUGUGUUGGACUGAUUCAAGUCAAAUGUUAAUAGUUUGCUAACAAUGUAUUGUUUGAGAUGAAUAUAUGGCACCAGUAACAUUGAACUAUACAUUGUCAGUGAUGUAAUACCGAUGUAGAUUACAUUCUCCUGUCUGUGUGGAUGUUAUACUUACACUAUUUUGCCUCUGAUGAUCUCAUCCUCAGACCCAGCCAAAAGCCUGACCUCGAAAACUAAAUAUCCAUCCAAGGGGUUUUAGAGGAUUGGAUCCUCUAUAAUAGAUGACAGCUGCCAGUAACCCUGUAGGGAAGUGUCCUAAUGUGUAUUAUUACCCAGUGAUUUAUAUAUACGCUAGAUGACUGAUCAGUGGUGCUGUGUUGAAUCCACCAUGCCUCCAUUUUGGCACUCCCCCACCAUUGUAUAAACAUUUUGGGAAGCUAUAGAAAUGCAUUUAUUCAUGUCUAUAUUCAUUCUUGCCACAUUUAUUCUAUUACAGACACCUUAUCGCAUACAUUUUAAUUACAUUUCAUUCCUAAUGUUACUAUCCCCACUAAAACAAAAGAAUACUUAAAUACAUGUAAUUUUGUCCCUGAAACAUUUAUUUGAAAUACUGUAGAGUUCCAUUCAUUCCUAUGGAGGCCUGCUCCUACUUGGGAGUGCCAAAAUGCAGAUCGACGGCUUCAAAGCCUCUCAAUGGCAAAUAGAUAGCAUAAGCAAUCCAGUUUUAUAUAUACAUUGCUGGUAUUACCUAACCAUACUGGCUGUCACCACAGAUGGUCCAUUAUAUUGACCAGAUACUCCAUUGGCCACUCUAAGAAUUAAAAAAAUGUCUUCAAAAAUGUAAGGCAGAUGGGAGGAAAAGAGAUCGGGUAAGACCAUUCUAGCCAAUGAGAAGGCAGAUACACGUGUGAUAACACGCAGAACCAAUGAGAGAGCAGAUACACGUGUGAUAACAGGCAGAACUCUGAUAUAAGGGGCUUUUUAUGUCACAUCCGACUAAUAUCAGUACAGUCAUAACAACCUAAGCAUUACAAAACCCCUAUUAGAUCAAAUAAGCCACAUGUUGAAAAUUAGCCAUGACAUUUUUGGUAAUCACUCUCUUUGACCUCCAUACAAAAAACCUGGCUUGGUGAGAGGAAAAAAACAACAACAAAACGCCACCUGCUGGAGAAGACAGCUUUUGGGCCGAGUUAUUCCUCUGCUGUCACCAAACCCACCUUUCAGUCAGGGCAACAGAGAUGAAUUCAUGACUAAUGACAAUGACCUUGAUUGACAGAUGGCUUUAGCUUACAUAUUUAUUUAGCAGAAAUUGUAUUUUAAUUUGGGUUUGGGAGUGUGACUCAUCAACAUCUUUAGAACAUUUUAAUUUAAUUUACAAAAUGUUUUUAUGGAAUGCCAAGAAAGUCAAUAAUGAAAGUAAAAAUAAAUCAAGCGUCAUUGUCAGUAAGAAGUCUUGUUAUAUUUACAAUGUUAUUCACAGGUUAUUGUCCCCCAAAAUGUAUGUAUUUGUUGGGUAAUCGACAUCUGUCGCCAUUAUUUCUACAUAUUUAUCUUGCUGUUCACGACUGUAACCUACUUGCUGCUCACGACUGUACCAAAGGUAUUAUGUAUCUGAAUGGUAUCUUACAAUACAAUCUAACUUGAGUUGUAGGCCUACUUCAUGUUACGCACCCACAAUCAUUAAAUAAUAUGAAUUGUUAUUUUAUGUAUUUUUCUAUUUGAUAUAUAUUUUUCUAUUUUUACCACUUUAUGGUAUAAUGUACCCCAAUUGAACAAUGCAGAGACCGGAUAGAAUAUUAGUCAAAGUGAAUGUUCGCAGUGGUGUAAAGUACUUAUGUAAAAAAAACUUUAAAGUACUACCUAAGUUGUUUUUUGGAGAAUCUGUACUUUACUAUUGAUAUUUUUGACAGCUUUUACACUACUUCACAGGGGCGGCAGGGUAGCAUAGUGGUUAGAGUGUUAGAAUGUAAAGGUAAAAUUAAAAAUACAUAAAAACUACAAUGUACCUUUUACUCAGUACAUUUUCUCUGACACCCAAAAGUACUCGUUACAUUUGGAAUACUCUGCAGGACAGGAAUAUUGUGCAAUUCAUGUACUUAGGUUACUAGGGGGUAACUAGCCCCCCCUGAGAACAAUGUAUAAUUGCUGACACAAAAAAAGCUAAGUUUGGAUGAAAAUUGGAUUGUGGAUGAAUAUCAUGCUUAGGCGAAUAAACUAUCAAGGGAAAU
Molecule: messenger RNA, 3219 nt
Organism: Oncorhynchus kisutch (coho salmon)
Lineage: Eukaryota; Metazoa; Chordata; Actinopteri; Salmoniformes; Salmonidae
Product: transmembrane protein 130
Exons: 7
Coding region: 18-971 (317 amino acids)
Cellular component (GO): plasma membrane
Source: RefSeq, a predicted model, not a curated record